AUGUCCGACGUCGCCUCUGCCUUGCAGCGCCUCGCCUCGUAUCGCGCCAACCACUCUAGGGCUUCACAGGAUGUAUUCAAGAAGGGUGACAUUGUCUUGAAAUCUGGAAAGGCACCAAAAGGGGAAGAAGGAUGGGCGUUCCUCGAACAGCUGGCACUGGCUGCUAUCGACCUCGACAGAUUAGAGGUCGCUGAUGCAUGCAUCGCACAACUCGCCAACAAAUUCCCCGAUUCACCCAGGGUGGACGUCCUAACUGGCAUCCGUAUCGAAGCUACAGAACCUCUCGACAUAGUCCUCAGCUACUACCGCGAACUCUUGCAAAAGGAUUCUACGAACGCUGCUGCGUGGAAACGCAAGAUAUCUGUGCUUCGCCAGAAGGGAGGAAUCGACCAGGCAACUGAAGAACUCAUCCAAUACCUCGAUACUUUCUAUACCGACCCAGAAGCAUGGCUGGAACUCGCAGAUAUCUAUGUAACGAACCGACAAUACACGUCAGGGUUACAAGCGCUUUCGCAUGCACUGGCUUUGAAUCCACAGAACCCAUUCACAUUUGUUCAGUUCGCAGAGACUGCGUAUUCGGCUGGUGACCUCCCACUGGCGCUCAAGAUGUUCUUGGUUGCCGUGGACAUGAUUGAACGCGACCUUGACUCGCCUCAGACUACACCGCCGACCGGACUGGCCAUUAGAGCUUGGUGGGGAGUGAAACUGUGUUCUCGUCACCUACUCGAAACCCCGAGCUUAAGCACAUCUCCCUCGAACACAAAAGUGCCUAAAUCACUCUCAGCCAUCGACGAACUUGCAACAGAACGGGUUCUGGUAGCUUACAAGGGUGAAGAAGCAGCACCCCAGCGGCGGUUGGUAGAGAAAUGGUUGUCUUCCAAAUAA
Coprinopsis cinerea okayama7#130 is the source of this 885-nucleotide messenger RNA. RefSeq names its product tetratricopeptide repeat domain 35. The transcript has 6 exons. Gene Ontology annotation, biological process: protein folding in endoplasmic reticulum. The coding region runs from base 1 to 885 and encodes 294 amino acids. Gene Ontology annotation, molecular function: protein binding. Gene Ontology annotation, cellular component: EMC complex. The record is from RefSeq and is a predicted model, not a curated record. NCBI's taxonomy places the organism in Eukaryota, Fungi, Basidiomycota, Agaricomycetes, Agaricales, Psathyrellaceae.